Messenger RNA from Rhea pennata, 8998 nucleotides. It is a transcript of the gene KIF13A, whose product is annotated as kinesin family member 13A. The transcript is spliced from 40 exons. The coding region runs from base 55 to 6024 and encodes 1989 amino acids. The record is from RefSeq and is a predicted model, not a curated record. Lineage: Eukaryota; Metazoa; Chordata; Aves; Rheiformes; Rheidae. Gene Ontology annotation, biological process: microtubule-based movement. Gene Ontology annotation, molecular function: microtubule binding; microtubule motor activity; ATP binding.
GAGCCGCCGCUGCCGCUGAGCGGGGCCGCCCGCCGCUGCCGGGGCAGGGCGAAGAUGUCGGACACCAAGGUGAAAGUCGCCGUCAGGGUCCGGCCCAUGAACAGGAGAGAGCUGGACCUGAAUACCAAGUGCAUCGUGGAGAUGGAAGGGAAUCAGACUGUGCUGCACCCGCCGCCUUCCAGCACCAAGCAAGGAGAAAGAAAACCACCUAAGGUGUUUGCCUUUGAUCACUGCUUCUGGUCCAUGGAUGAAUCAAACACCACGAAAUAUGCAGGUCAAGAAAUGGUGUUCAAGUGCCUUGGAGAAGGAAUUCUUGAAAAGGCCUUUCAGGGAUAUAAUGCUUGUAUAUUUGCCUAUGGACAAACAGGUUCAGGAAAAUCCUUUUCAAUGAUGGGCAAUGCAGAGCAGCUGGGUCUGAUCCCACGGCUCUGUUGUGCUUUAUUUCAGAGAAUCUCUGUGGAAGAAAAUGAAUCUCAUACUUUUAAAGUUGAAGUGUCCUAUAUGGAAAUCUACAAUGAGAAGGUUAGAGAUCUGCUUGAUCCGAAAGGGAGUCGGCAGUCUCUUAAGGUUCGAGAGCACAAAGUGUUGGGACCGUAUGUAGAUGGCUUGUCACAGCUGGCUGUUACAAACUUUGAGGAUAUUGAGUCACUGAUGUCGGAGGGAAACAAAUCUCGAACAGUUGCUGCAACCAACAUGAACGAAGAAAGCAGUCGCUCUCAUGCUGUAUUCAAUAUUAUAGUGACUCAGACAUUAUAUGACCUGCAGUCCGGUAAUUCUGGAGAGAAGGUCAGCAAGGUUAGCCUGGUAGAUUUGGCUGGUAGUGAGAGAGUGUCCAAAACGGGAGCUGCAGGAGAACGCCUGAAGGAAGGCAGCAACAUAAACAAAUCUCUUUCAACACUGGGAUUGGUUAUAUCAUCACUUGCUGACCAAGCAGCAGGGAAGGGGAAAAGCAAGUUUGUGCCUUACAGAGACUCUGUACUCACUUGGCUUCUCAAGGACAACUUAGGAGGAAACAGCCAAACUGCUAUGAUAGCCACAAUUAGUCCAGCAGCAGACAAUUAUGAAGAAACACUCUCUACUCUAAGAUAUGCAGACAGAGCAAAGAGGAUAGUUAAUCAUGCCGUGGUGAAUGAAGAUCCAAAUGCCAGAGUCAUUAGAGAAUUACGUGAAGAAGUUGAAAAACUGAAAGAACAGCUCUCGCAAGCUGAGGCCAUGAAAGCUCCAGAACUAAAGGAAAAGUUGGAAGAAUCAGAAAAACUAAUAAAAGAGCUAACAGUCACCUGGGAAGAAAAGUUAAGGAAAACAGAAGAAAUUGCACAGGAGAGGCAAAGACAGCUAGAGAGCAUGGGAAUAUCACUAGAGUCAUCAGGUAUCAAGGUUGGAGAUGACAAAUGUUAUCUUGUAAACCUGAAUGCAGACCCUGCGCUCAAUGAGCUUUUGGUUUAUUAUUUAAAGGAUCACACAAGAGUUGGUGCAGAUACCUCUCAGGAUAUACAGCUAUUUGGUAUAGGAAUUCAACCAGAACACUGUGAGAUUGAUAUUGCUUUAGAUGGAGAAGUUACACUGACCCCAAAAGAAAACGCAAGGUCGUGUGUAAAUGGUGCACUCGUAUGUUCUGUCACUCUGUUAUGGCAUGGAGAUAGAAUUUUAUGGGGAAAUAACCACUUUUUUAGAAUCAAUCUACCGAAGAGGAAACGAAGAGACUGGCUGAAAGACUUUGAGAAAGAUGCUCCGUUAGGGGAGCAUGAUCUGGAUGCAGCUAGUGAAGCUUCUUCGGAACCAGACUACAAUUAUGAGUUUGCACAAAUGGAAGUUAUUAUGAAGACACUGAAUAGUAACGACCCAGUACAAAAUGUGGUCCAGAUCUUGGAGAAACAGUAUUUGGAAGAGAAGCGGAGUGCUCUUGAAGAGCAGCGGCUGAUGUAUGAACGUGAGUUGGAACAGCUACGGCAGCAGCUUUCUCCAGAAAGGCAGCAUCAGCAUGGUAGUGAUAGACUUUCCUAUGCUGCUCAGACUGCACAGCAGAAAGUAAACCUCUGGACAGAAGAGAGGGAUGAAUUGUUUCGACAGAGCCUGGCUAAGCUUCGAGAACAGAUAGUAAAGGCUAAUACACUGGUGAGAGAAGCAAACUUCUUAGCAGAAGAAAUGAGUAAACUAACUGAUUAUCAAGUAACACUUCAGAUUCCUGCUGAAAACCUCAGUGCCAACAAAAAGAGGGGUGCAAUAGUAAGUGAGCCUGCUAUUCAAGUGAGAAGAAAAGGAAAAGCUACUCAAGUGUGGACUAUUGAGAAACUAGAGAACAAAUUGAUUGAUAUGAGAGACCUCUAUCAAGAAUGGAAGGAGAAAGUUCCUGAGAUAAGGAAGAUCAUUGGCAAAAGAGGUGAUCCUUUUUAUGAAGCACAAGAGAAUCACAACUUAAUCGGUGUAGCAAACGUUUUUUUGGAGUGCCUUUUCUCUGAUGUUAAGCUUCAGUAUGCUGUGCCCAUCAUCAGCCAGCAGGGGGAGGUUGCAGGACGGCUGCAUGUUGAAGUAAUGCGAAUCACUGGGUCUGUACCAGAACGUGCAGCAGAAGGAGACGACUCAUCCGAGAACUCUAGUGAGAGUGGAAGUCUGGAAGUCAUGGAUAGCAAUGGAGAAAUUAUUCAGAGAGCAAAAAAGCUCUCCUGCAGGGUAAAAAUAAAAGAAGCAACUGGAUUGCCACCUAACCUUUCCAACUUCGUCUUCUGUCAGUAUACAUUUUGGGAUCAAUGUAUAUCAACAGUAGUGGCACCAGUGGUAGGUCCAGAUGUGCCUUCACCUCAGAGCAAGGAAGCUCAUUUUACAGUGACCUUCUCUCACUGUAAGGACUAUGUGGUGAAUGUCACAGAAGAAUUUUUGGAAUUCAUUUCUGAAGGAGCUCUUGCUAUAGAGGUUUGGGGUCACAGAUGUACAGGCAAUGGUAGCUCUGUUUGGGAAGUUGAUUCUCUUCAUGCCAAAACUAGGACACUGAGAGACAGGUGGAAUGAGGUAACUCGACGAAUAGAAAUGUGGAUUUCCAUACAAGAACUGAAUGAGAUGGGGGAGUAUACUGCAGUUGAACUCCAUCAGGCAAAAGAUGUAAACACAGGGGGCAUUUUCCAACUUAGGCAGGGUCAUUCUCGCAGAGUUCAGGUGACAGUGAAGCCUGUACAGCAUUCAGGAACAUUGCCUCUCAUGGUAGAAGCAAUUCUUUCAGUCUCUAUAGGUGGUGUGACUGCCAGGUCAACUAAAUUGCAAAGAGGCUUGGACAGCUACCAGAAGGAUGAUGAUGAUGGUGGUGAUAUGGAUAGUUACCAGGAAGAAGAUUUAAACUGCGUGCGAGAAAGAUGGUCUGAUGCAUUAAUAAAGCGCAGAGAAUACUUGGAUGAGCAGAUUCAAAAGAUCAGCAAUAAACAAGAAAAAUCAGAGGAUGAUAUAGAAAGAGAAGCCCGACUAGUAGAACAAUGGGUAGGGCUGACGGAAGAGAGGAAUGCAGUGUUUGUCCCUGCACCAGGCAGUGGAAUUCCUGGUGCCCCUGCAAACUGGAUUCCACCUGCAGGAAUGGAAACGCAUAUACCUGUUCUCUUCCUUGAUUUGAAUGCUGAUGACCUCAGUGCCAAUGAACAACUUACAGGUCCCCAUGCAUCAGGAGUUAACUCAAUACUCCCAAAGGAGCAUGGGAGUCCAUUCUUUUAUCUACCGAUCAUAAAACACAGUGAUGAUGAGGUCUCAGCCACUGCUGCCUGGGACUCCUCUGUCCAUGAUUCAGUGCACCUGAAUAGGGUAACUCCUCAAAAUGAGAGGAUUUACUUAAUAGUGAAAACCACUGUGCAGCUCAGUCAUCCAGCUGCAAUGGAACUCGUAUUACGCAAAAGAAUUGCAGCCAAUAUUUAUAACAAGCAGAGUUUUACCCAGAGCCUGAAAAGGAGAAUAUCUUUGAAAAAUAUAUAUUAUGCUUGUGGAGUGACCUAUGAAAUAGUAUCCAAUAUUCCAAAGGCUACAGAAGAAAUUGAGGAUCGUGAGACCUUGGCACUGAUGGCCGCAAGGAGUGAGAGUGAGGGUACAUCUGAUGGGGAAACGUACAUGGAAAAGUACACCCGGGGUGUCCUGCAGGUGGAGAACAUCUUGAGCCUGGAACGACUAAGACAGGCAGUCACAGUCAAAGAAGCACUGUCCACCAAGGCAAGAAACAUCCGCAGGAGCAUCAGCACACCAAACGUUCACAAUGUAUCGUGUAGCCGGUUAGAUCUUUCUGCCUGUGAUGAAGAUGAUAAGGGUUGGUCUGAAAGUCACCUAGAUAUAUCUGACUGUUCUUCCAGUUAUCAAGAUGUAUCAUGCUAUGGUACUUUGCCCAGGGAGUCCCCUCGCAAGAACAAAGAUGGCAGUGGUGUUGUAUCAGAGAAUUCCCAUGCUUUAAUGGUCAGUCCCUUUAAAGCGUUUUCUCCUCAGCCACCAAAGUUUUUCAAACCUUUAAUGCCAGUGAAAGAGGAACAUAAAAGAAAGACCCCACUUGAAAGCCGACCUCUACUUAGUCAAGAGAGCAUGUCUUCAUCUCAGGUACAUUGCGCUGGCUGUGUUGUGCCUUCAGGAAGUAAUGCCAGCAGCAUGCCAGUAGAAAGCAAUAGCAUUCAUGAGGAAAAGAUUGACUCUGAGGAGGAAGAUAGUGAGUUGGAAGCCAUUAAUAAGAAGUUAAGUCCACAAGGUUUUCAAAGUUUCCGGCCUUACGUACCAGAGGAGUUUGCAGACUUCAGCGUUUAUAAUGCUAGUCUGGAGAACAGGGAAUGGUAUUCUUCUAAAUCGGACUUCAUGAAUUCACGUGCUCUUGAGAAAGAGGUAUCCCGUAGCCCCACCACUAGCAGUAUCACUAGUGGCUACUUUUCCCACAGUGCCUCUAAUGCUACUCUGUCUGACAUGCUUGUUCCCUGUAGUGAUAGCACAGAUCAGCUAGCCAGUCACGUGAAGGAGCUGGACUCUAAUGACUCUUCAGGACCAUCUCUUGCACAUGAUUUAAGAUCUUUGAACAAGGAGUUUCGAGAGUCAGAAAAGGAGUUAGUGACAGAAAAGUUACCCAUGUCACCACUGAAGCAAAACAGUGCCUUAGUGGAACAAUCACCACUGUCCCACAAUGCUACUAAAAAAGACUCUCAGCAGUUACCUACAGCUGGAUCAUUUUCAGCAUUAGAUUCCUCGAAUGGCAAAAAUAUCUGUUGUACAAUUGAAUUUUCAACCCGUGAAGCAACAGUGGAGCACACAAUGGAUGUUCUUGAGGAUCAUUCAUUUACAGAGUUUAUGGGCGUCGAAGAUGGAAAGGACUUUGACCAUUCAGCAGCUCCACAGUUAUGUUCCACUGCAUCCUCUAACAGGGCGAGUGCCUCAGCGUUACCCCAAGGCACUGACAAGGAGCAGAGCACUCGCCUGGGGCAGCUGGACUCAACAGCAGCAGACAACCACGUUGCAAACAUUGUGGAAAGUCCUGUGUGUUCCGUAUCGGCAAAAGAGACUUCAGAUGAUCAGACUAAUCCUGAAGCUUCCACAGAUGAUUUUGUUGGGAAGGACCACUUGGAUGGUUCUGAUGGUGAAGAAGGUGCUUCUACGGAUCAGGCCCAUGUCUUGCCUAGUUGGGUGGCAGUGGGUGAACAAGUUUGUGUUGGAAGUAAUAAAAUGGGCACAGUGAGAUACAUUGGAACAGUGGAUUUUUCAGCUGGAAUCUGGAUUGGAGUUGAAUUAAAUGUUCAGCUGGGGAAGCACGAUGGAACUGUAAAAGGCAGAGAGUACUUCCACUGCAAACCACGGCACGGUGUGUUUGUUCGUCCUGGGCGCCUCAGUAAAGCACCAGCUUCCACAAAGAAGUCGAGUAGCACUUCACGAUCUCAGGCAUCUUCCACUUUAGAGAAACGGAGAAGUUCUCUACUCCAAGGCUCAUCAUCCGCCUCUAAACCAGGAGGAGAUGUCCUCUGUCAUUCAGGAGAUGCAGCGGCUUCUGCUUUUUCUAGAAAGCAGGAAAACAGGAAAUCUUGGAUUAACUAAACUACAGUAUUUUUGCACUUACUACACACAUCACUGUGUAGAAAACUAUGGAUUUUUGAAGCUAUUGUAUAUUUUAAUCUGUCCAUACCGAAUGUGUACUCUCUAGAGUCUUUGACUUAAUUCCCUAAUUUUUUAUAAAUAAUAUAUAUAUUAUAUAUAUGAAUGUGUAUCUAUAGGUUGUCUGCCACUGGGCAGAUAUGGCUGCACACUAAAAUACAGUUAAAGUUGAUCUGUAGAUAAUUGAGGUACUGGACUGUUUGUUACACAACAACUUGGGAGAUAUAUUUUAAACAACAUAGAAAAUAUUUUAUUGUGGAAAAACAGGAUGUAAAUCCAUAUUUGGAAAAAGAAGAGAAAAAAAUACGGUUUGCUGUUCUUAAUUACCAAAGAACUUGUUUUAGACUGACACAUUUGCUGUUUAUAUCUUUCUAUUGUAAAUGUUUUAACUGAUAGCUUGGUGCCAUGGUUCUUUAAGUCACUGGGCACCAUGCUGCCUUACGGUCUGUGUUUAAGCACACUGAAAUAUCUGACUGCUUCAUGUUUUUUGUCUUCCUAGAGGCCUGCCACUGUGCUGACUUGGCAUUGUAUUGAAAAGACUAACAAUGCCUGAAGCUAUGAGCCUGGCAUUUCGUAUGUUAACAUAAGCCAGCUGGGCAGUCUGACUGCAGAAACAGUAUUACUGCAAGGGUAUGAAAGGACAACACUGAGAGGUUUGGGUUUGGUUUUUUUUUUUUCUUUUUUUUUGGUGGAGGGAAAUGGGGAGACAAAGAAGCAGUAAAUGGAUCAUGACUGCAGACUUUGCACUUGUUACUUGCUGGUUGUUAUCAAGGUGAAACAGAACCUGCUAAAGUAAUCUUAACUUGUAAAGUGUAUUUUAAUAAUGGGAAUAAUGGAGGGAUUUAUGUAUGGUGCUCAUGAAUUCCUGAGAAGGCUCUUCCACAUGUAGAUACUGUAGAUGCUUGUACAAGUGUUCUGGAUAUUUGUAAAGUAACACGGUAAAAAUGAGUGAAGUGAGUGGCCUGCUGUAUCUGUUCUUUGUAUCUUAGCAAGUGAAUGAGUGAGAUACCUGGGACCUUACUGAAAAGCUGCUGUUUGUUCUUUGAUUGUUGUAUACAGUAAGUGGACUCUAGUAUUUUACUAUUUACUGUAAAGAAUUGUAAUUUAUAUACUGCCAUACUGUAUUUAAUUGGUACAGACCUUUUGUGUGUUAGAAUACAGACUGUUUACUUGGGAUUUUAAAGAAAAUGUUUUGCUUGUAUUUGAUGCAACUAGGUUUCAUGAUGAAAUAGUAAGCUCUGGUCUGUUACUAGUUUAUGGUGCUCGGAUUCAAAGUACUUCAUAAGUAAGCUGAAGGAUAAGACGCUCAGAGUGGAAGACUGGAUGGUACUAAUCCGUUUGAUCACUGACCGGUUCACGGAGCCCGAGGUGAGAAUAGCCCCUGGGGCCCUGUUCCUCGCCGGCUGGUUCUGCCCCCUCGCGCACGAGGCAGCGGAGCUGUGCGGCUGCUGCCAACGGACGUGCCGAUCGGGGGAGCCCGGACACGUUCCUAGGAGACGGGUUGGCUGCUCGAUAUGUCACACCGCCGUUCGAGCAGAACACAGUUGGCACCCGGGGGGUGAAUUAAGUGCGUUCGCCCUUGACGCUGCUUUUGGCAACUCUGAGCUAGGAUUCUGAUGUGCUUAUGGGAACUGAUUUUGGUGGAAGGAAUGUUUUUGCAGAUCGUAUUUCUGGUGUUCACCUAGGGUGGCUCUUGCUGUCUGUGUUCAUGCUGCUGCUGCUGGAGGAAAUUACCACGAUAGAAGAACCGCUUUAUGCAAAAGCAUUUCAUCAAGGACAGAAGGUGAUCCUAGAAUUCCACCAAGUAUCUACACUCAACCCACUGUUUUGAAAUCAAUUUUAGAUGUCAUUUUAAUCUUCCUUAAAAAUAUUCUCUCACACAUAUGUGCCCACUCUGUCUGUCUCUGACUCACAGAUGUGCUCUCACUCAGAUGCAUUUCUCUUAGGAUUGUGUAAACAAUUUUUAAAGUUAAUAGGACCAUUUUUUAACGGCAAAAAUACAGUAUUUAUUCCAAGUUAGGAUCAGACACACUAGGAUGUUCACUAUUUUAGGCUGUUGAGAAUGUAGAAUACAUGGUUGCUUAAGAAACGCUGGAAUAAUGGUGCUUCUUCAGGUAUACAAUCUAUAAAUGCCAGAGAAACCUAAACAAGCCAACCUGUUCGUGUGCUGUACAUGUUUGGCCUAAUUCAUGCCAUCAUGACUUUUCUUACAUUGAACCCACCUAUACUUUUUCCAUGUUAAUGUGUGUUGCCCUGGCUUAAUUUAAAGUUAGGAAGAACUUGCCUAAUGAGUGCUGUGCACUAAUGUGAAAAUGCAGGCAUUUUAUCUGAUUUACUGCACACACCUUGUUGCUUAAAUAGAAAAGCACUUUUUGUGUGUGUUAUUUUUUUUCAUAAUCAAGUGACAAAUGCAGUGAAUUCUGUCCAUGGUGAUUGUCCAAUGGCAAAUUGUUUUUCUUUGGUUGUUAUAAAAUAUUAUCGUAACUAGCAUCUAACACACUGUCUAAUAAGCAGGAUAUGCAAUUCAUGCUAAGCCCUAGGUUUAAAAAUAAACCAACCCCAAACAUAAUACUGAACAAUACAAGGUAGAACCAGCCUGUCAUUUGACUGAGCUGGCAGAACAAACCUCUCAUCUCAGAGAUUUGGUUAAUCCAAAUAGUAUUAUGUAAUUUUAAUGAAAGAUGGUUACAGUGUUAAAUUAGAUCACACUAGCCUUUAGCGUGUUUUCUGAAUUUACUAGUUUUUUUUCCCCAAGCUACAUGCUUUUAUGAAGAUUCAGCCAAAGCAUUUGGAGAACUGAGACAGCAGCUGCGUAGUUUUUAAUCAGUACUUCUCACUAUUUCAAAUAUUCCUCUGCAAAAGACUUCUUGGCAUUUGCAGCUGAAGGCAGAACAUUAAAUGCUGUUAUGCAAAUAAA